ACUAUUCUGGAAGCUGCACGUUAAAGCCAAUCAAGCAAAGGCUUGUAUUCUGUGUCAAUGCUUUAGAUUCAUGGGAAACCAGGAAGUGUAUUGCAGCCCUUUGCGACAGGAGUCACCUUAUUAUUGCAGAAUGAAUUGAUUUGCUGGUGACAGUGACUGAUCCCAUGCUGCACUGCUAAACCUUUGUUCAGGACACAGUGGCUGCUGACAGCUGGGUGAGAUGUUGCCAGCCUAAUUAACUAAUUCAUGUCUGAUUGUAUGUGCUUUGUUAUUAGGGAUCUGCCAUGCACGAGAAGAUGCUUUUCCUCCUGCAGCUACAUUGUAGCAACCUCCCUCAGCUUCCUGACACCUGUUCCUAUGGAUCCUGGGAUGCAGCUAUUUAAAUGAAACCAACGCAGAUUGUCUAAUCAGUGUGGCACAAAUCAGAGCUCUAACGAGUACACAUAUGAUGGGAGGUAAUGUUGCUGAUCUCAUUUAGAUUUAUUGCACAAAAUGACUAAAUACUGAUGAGUACCUGGCAGGCGGCUGAGCUAAAAACGUUUACGUGAACAGGGCUGAGUGAGAGAGGCGAAAACGUUAUUUUCAAAACUGCAAAUAUGUUGGAAGAUUUUGGGCAGAAGUGGCUUCCGACUGAUGUCCAGGUGACAGUGUUGGAAGCCAGGGACCUCCAUCCUAAAGGCAAGCAUGGUACCAAUGACACUUAUACCAUCAUCCAGCUGGGCAAGGAAAAGUAUUCUACAUCUGUUGUGGAAAAAAGUCUUAACCCGGUCUGGAAGGAAGAGGCGUCCUUUGAACUGCCAGGCCUGUUGGUACAGGAUAAUACGGAGCAGUACCAGCUGCAGCUGACGGUUAUGCACAGGUCGCUGGUGGGCCUCGAUAAGUUCCUGGGGCAAGUUUGUAUCAACCUGAAUGAGAUAUUCGAGAAAAAAGAACGACGUAAGAUCGAGUGGUUUAAGUUGGAAUCCAAACAGGGGAAGUGGAAUAAGGAAAGAGGGGAGCUAAAGCUCAAUGUGCAGUUUGUGAGGAACAAUAUGACCGCCAGCAUGUUUGACCUAUCCAUGAAGGACAAGACCCGUUCUCCGUUUGCCCGACUAAAGGACAAAAUGAAAGGAAGGAAGACAGAUGGCUCUGAUACAUCGUCAGCCAUUGUCACAAGCACAAGUACCCUGCAUUCUGGCCGAGAAACCACAGAGACCCAGAUAAAGAAUAAGCCCAAGAAGCCAUUCCUGCUAGGCCCACAGCGCCUGUCCUCUGCACACUCCAUGUCUGACCUGAGUGGACCACAGUCGUCACGGUUGGGCACUUUGGGACUCUCUGCCAAACAGCCUCUAGACUCCAUUAGCUCAGCUGAAGAGAGUGGAAGCCUUAAGUCACCGCACAGAAGGACAAUGAGUGCAGACACCUCAAAAACAAGCCCAUUGGAACCUGAUAGUUCUGCGAGGGACUGGGCCUCCGGGGGAGGUGUGGACUCUGCUUCUGAUACCAUUCCUGGUCUUCCUCAAAAGUUUGCUACGUUGCCCCGGCAAUGGACCCCCUAUGAAGACAGUAAUCAGUCACUGGACAGCAGCAGCACCUCGACUGGGCUUUUCUCCAAAUCUGGAGAGGCAAGAAAAGAUGGAAAGAAGAAAGAUAAAGUCAGCUUGUUUGAGAGAGUAACUGGUAAAAAAGAAGGAAAGAGAUCUGAGAAGGCAAGUCAAAAUAGCUUUGAAGGAGGCUUAGAAGUCAAAACUCCUGACAGCAUCACACAGCCACAUGUCACUGAUUACGAACCAACAAAUCCUUUUGCAGCCAAUUUUAGGAUGAGAAGCCAUGGCGCAGAACGCUCACAUACAGAAGUUUCAUCUACUGAAGCCUUGAGCGCAGCGCGCAGCACUAGAGGAGUAGGGGCUUUCCCUCUAUACCACCAUCCCUAUGGAAAUGCAGAGCAGAACCCAUUUGAUGGAGCAGGUGUCUACGGUCACCUUACUCGCAAUGAGGUCGAACGUGAAUUGCUAAAGCACAAAGAAAUCAUUAAAAAGAAAGACACUCACAUCCGAGAGCUGGAGGACUACAUAGAUAACUUGUUGGUACGAGUAAUGGAGGAGACCCCGAGUAUACUGCGUGUACCCUAUGUGCCUUCAAGAAAAGCCGGAAAGUUUAACCAGAGUUAAUAAAUUGCCCACUCGAUUCAAUAUGUAAUGUGGGGACUGAUCAUGGUGGUAUUAUACAGUUCAAACAUUUGCAGCAAUGGCAAGAAAUGUAGAUCUCUGAAAUGAAUGAAUCUGGUGUAGCAGUUUUAGUGUUUGAAUAUUAAUAAGAGAAGAUAUUUGUCUAAACAACAACAACAUAAAAAGAUUUUGUACAAAAAACCUUUGGUAAAAUGAAGGGUCAAAAAUGGUUCUUUUAAUGUUUAGGGACUCACACGAGAUGUAAGAGCCCUUUUCACUACACAUUUUUGUUCUUAACAGAUGACUGUUUUAAAGGGGUCAAAAUUAAACUUUCAUAAUUCACCUA
Bombina bombina (fire-bellied toad) is the source of this 2493-nucleotide messenger RNA. It is a transcript of the gene RAB11FIP2, whose product is annotated as RAB11 family interacting protein 2. The coding region runs from base 597 to 2150 and encodes 517 amino acids. NCBI's taxonomy places the organism in Eukaryota, Metazoa, Chordata, Amphibia, Anura, Bombinatoridae. Gene Ontology annotation, cellular component: phagocytic cup; endosome. The transcript has 5 exons. The record is from RefSeq and is a predicted model, not a curated record. Gene Ontology annotation, biological process: regulated exocytosis. Gene Ontology annotation, molecular function: small GTPase binding.